GGAGUAUUCCUUGCCUCACAGAAUUGUACAUACAACACGCCUUUUAGUUACGACUGCUUUGUGUUUCGUUAUUCUGCUUCGAUGAGAUCUGACUCACUGUAAACACAUAAAGAGCAAACCGAAGUGAGUUUUUCUUUCGUUUAAUUCCGUCCAUGUCCUGAAAACCAAAACAAGGUUUUCCCCUUAUUUUCUUUGUUUCGCAGAGAUGAAGAGAAUGAGAGAUGAUAUUUUCUCAGCCCCUGCGCCUGCCCCUGCCUCUCAAUUUAAACGGCCCUUAACUUCGACACGUGGAGAAUCCUACGGGCAAACACAAAUCCCUGGCGGUGGUGGCGGCGGAGGUAGUGGUAAUUCGCAGAAACUAACUACCACCGACGCCUUACAAUAUCUAAAGGAAGUAAAGGACAUGUUUCAAGACCAGAAGGAAAAAUAUGACAUGUUCCUUGAAGUCAUGAAAGAUUUCAAGGCUCAAAGAACUGACACUUCCGGUGUCAUUGUAAGAGUAAAGGAGUUAUUCAAAGGUCAUAAUAACUUGAUCUUUGGAUUCAACACCUUCUUGCCCAAGGGAUAUGAAAUAACCCUAGAUGAGGAGGAGGCAGCUCCGCCAAAGAAAACUGUUGAAUUUAACCAAGCUAUCAAUUUUGUAAACAAAAUAAAGAAACGUUUCCAAAAUGAUGAACGUGUUUAUAAAUCAUUUCUAGACAUUUUGAAUAUGUACCGGAAGGAACACAAGGACAUAAAUGAGGUCUACAGUGAGGUUUCAGCUCUUUUUGAGGACCAUCAUGAUUUGCUUGAUGAGUUUGCUAGAUUUUUGCCAGAUACUUCAGCAACACCCAUGACACAUACUGUUCCAUAUGCUCGGAAUUCUAACCAGCAUUACAAUGAACGGAAUUCUACGGCACCCUCCGCACCACAAGCACAAAUAGACAAGCAGCAUCGGCGUGACAAAGUUUCCUCUUCCCAUGCUGAGUGUGACCUUAGUGUUGAUCGACCAGAGAUGGAAGAUGACAAAGGAAUGGUGAAAGUGCUCAAGGAGCAGAGAAAGCGUGCUGACAAGGAGAAUUGGGAUAGGAGAAUUCGUGAUCAGGAUGAUAGGGAGCCUGAGCAUGAUAGCAGUAGAGACUUCAGCUUGCAACCUUUUCUUGAGAAAAGGAACCCUUCCCAGAAGGUGGAAGGUUUUGGAAAUUCUAACUUUGCUGGUUAUGAUGACAAAGACAAGAUAAAGAGCAUCUACAACCAAGAAUUUGUUUUCUUUGAGAAAGUCAAGGAGAAGUUGGGAAAUGGAGAUGAUUAUCAAGCAUUCUUGAAGUGCCUUAACAUUUAUAACCAAGGGAUUAUUGAAAAGAGCGAGUUAAAAAAUUUGGUGACUGAUUUACUUGGAAAGUAUCCUGAUCUUAUGGAAGAGUUCAUUGAUCACCUGGAGUGUGAUGGGCAUAUUGAUGGGUUCCUUGCUGGUGUUACAAGCAAAAAAUCCCUGGGUAACGAUGGACAAGCAUCCAGAUCUAUGAAACUAGAGGACAAGGAAAAGGAGCAGAAGCAAAUAGACGGAGCUAAAGAGAAGGAAAAAUGCAGGGAGAAGUAUAUGGCUAAAUCCAUUCAGGAGCUUGACCUUUCUAACUGUGAACGUUGUACUCCUAGUUAUCGGUUUCUACCAGAUGACUAUCCAAUAUCUUCAGCAAGCCAGAGAUCGGAGCUUGGUGCUCAAGUGUUGAAUGAUCACUGGGUCUCUGUAACAUCAGGAAGUGAGGACUACUCUUUUAAACAUAUGCGUAGAAAUCAGUUUGAAGAAAGUUUGUUUAGAUGUGAAGACGAUAGAUUUGAGCUGGACAUGUUGUUGGAUUCUGUGAGCUCCACUACCAAACGUGCAGAAGAAUUGUUUAAUGGCAUAAACGAAAAUAAAGUAGAAACCUCAAUCCAUAUUGAAGAUCACUUUACCGCUCUAAACUUAAGGUGUAUAGAGCGGUUAUAUGGUGACCAUGGUCUUGAUGUGAUGGAAAUAUUGCGGAAAAACCCAAGUCUUGCAUUGCCUGUUAUUUUAACUCGUCUGAAGCAGAAACAAGAGGAGUGGACUAGGUGUCGUACUGAUUUUAACAAGGUUUGGGCUGAAAUUUAUGUGAAAAACCAUUACAAAUCACUAGAUCAUCGCAGCUUCUACUUCAAGCAACAAGAUUCAAAGAACUUGAGCACAAAAUCAUUGGUGGCUGAGAUCAAGGAGCUGAAAGAAAAACAGCAGAGAGAGGAUGGUGUUCUUCUUGCUUACGCCACUGGAAAAAGACAACCUUUGGUUCCAAAUUUGAAAUAUAAUUACCCAGAUAAAAAAAUUCAUGAAGACUUGUAUAUACUUGUCCAAUAUUCCUGUAAAGAGGUUUGCACAACCAAAGAACAAUUAAAUAAAGUUAUAAGACUUUGGACUAACUUCGUGGAACCAAUGCUGGGUAUUGUUUCUCAUCCUGAUGGCUCGGAGAGUUGUGAAGGUGAAGGGAAACCAAAGCAUCCUCUCAUGAAUUGUACUUCAUCAAGCAUAGCAGAAAAGGAUGGAAGUCCUAAUGCUGUUCCUGCGAUAUCAACUUUUAAGCAAGCAAAAUCACCUAGCAAUGGAGAUGAAAACAUGUUGCAAGAACUAGGAAACCUUUGCAAGCUCAGUUUGAAAAGUUCAGAUAAAUUAGCUAAGGAAGAUAGCUUAUGUGAACUUGAUCAUGUUGGUAAGGAAGAUGGAGCACUUAAUGUGCUUAGGCCAGAAAGAGAGCAGAAAGAUAAAGUUGUGACUGACAGAGCAUCUGGAUUUAACAUACAAGGAGUAGCAGAUACCAAAACAUCAUUUCUGAUAGGAUCAGAAUGUGGUCGUGAAAGGAACAGUGCUGGGGAGAUAGCAGGUUCAGGUUCAACUUUGUCUGUGCCAGGUGGCGAUGCUAUUGACCGCCAACACAAAGCUGGUAUUGAUGCUGGACCUUCUUCAGAGGGUGAGAUUGUUGUAAAAUCAGUUUUACCUGCAAAUGAAGGAGUAAGGGAUGGUGCUAAAAAUGAUAGAUGUCAUGGAGAAUCCACUGGACCAUCCAAAAUUGAGAAGGAAGAAGGCGAGUUAUCCCCUAAUGGUGAUAUUGAAGAGGAUAAUUUCGAUGCCUAUGGAGAUACUGGCUUGCAGGCUAUUGCCACAGGAAAGAAUAGUGUUGGAUGCAUGCGGCAUGGAUCUGGAAAUGAUGAGGACUUACACACUCAGGAUAUCGUAGAAGGACAUGAUGCUGAUGAUGAGGAUAGUGGAAAUGUUUCGGAGGCUCGUGAUGCUGCAUCAAGCAGCGAGUCUGCUGGUGAUGAGUGCUCCCGGGAAGAGCUUGAGGAUGAUGAAGUAGAACGUGAUGAUGCGAAAGCUGAGAGUGAAGGUGAAGCUGAGGGGAUGGUUGAUACACAGUAUAACGGAGGAGAUGCACCAUUCCCAGAACACUCUCUCAUGUCUGUUAAGCCCCUUGCAAAGCAUGUUCCAACAGAUUUAAUUAACGAGAAAAGGAGAGAUUCCUGGGUUUUCUAUGGAAAUGAUGAUUUUUAUGUGCUUUUCAGGCUUCAUCAGAUCCUCUAUGACCGUAUUUUAUCAGCAAAAGUGAAUUCAUCUGGUGCUGAAAUCAAAUGGAGAACUUCCAAGGAUGAUAGUUCUCCUGCUCCUUAUGCCAGAUUUAUGAGUGCACUAUACAGUUUACUAGAUGGAUCUGUUGAUAAUGCGAAGUUUGAGGAUGAGUGCAGAGCUAUUAUUGGAAAUCAGUCAUAUGUGUUAUUCACACUGGACAAGUUAAUAUAUAAAUUAGUCAAACAGCUCCAAACUGUUGCAACUGAUGAGAUGGCUAGUAAGCUUCUUCAAUUGUAUGAAUACGAAAUAUCCCGGGAAUCUGAAAGCUUCAAUGAUUUGGUGUAUUAUGACAACAUGCGGUUUUUCCUUCAUGAGGAGAACAUAUAUCGGUUGGAAUUUUCAUCUGCUCCAUCUGUGUUAUCCACCCAGCUGAUGGACAAUGUAACUGAGAAAUCUGAAGUGUUGGCAGUUUGCAUGGAUCCAACUUUUUCUGCAUAUUUGCAUAAUGAUUAUCUCUCUGUCUAUCCUAUAAAAAUGGAGUCGGAUGACAUUACACUGAUGAGAAACAAGCGGAAAUAUGCUGGCCUAGAUGAAUUUUCUGCCUUAAGCAUGGCCAUGGAAGGUGUUAAAAUGUUCAAUGGUUUGGAGUGUAAGGUUGCCUGCAAUUCAUGCAAGAUUUCAUAUGUCCUAGACACGGAAGAUUUCUUUUUUCAAACAAGAAGGAAAAGAAGAAAUUCACCUCAAGGAAGAUCUUUGUAUCAUGAUAAGGUUCAAGCAAGAGUACAACGCUUCCGGAGAUUCUUAUCAGCUUAAUGAAAUAAGCAAUACUUUUCAUCAGACAAGGAUGCUUUCUAUUGGAGUUAGAAGGCCUUCUUCAAGACAACAUCUUCAUAUAUUAUUUAACAUUCACGCCAACUUGUCAAAUGGAGACAUGAGAAAAGGACCUGCUCGUGGUAUCUUGUGAGGGUAUAUAAACAUUAUUAGAGCCAUUCUUGUACAUAAGGUUGAAUCAUGAUUUUGUUGAAAUUUUAUAUAAUUUAUCGUUAUUGUCUUCUUGUACACAUUACUUACCUCUGUUUUGUUUUUCCUUUUUCCCUUUGUUCCUGAAUUUAGAGUCUGGUGUUUUUUCCUAUUUAUGGAACAAAAUACCACUGUGGAAUCUGUAGGUGGGAAGAAAAUGAUCAAGUAGGGGAUAGAGAUUUUUAUUCAGAGCUUCCUGCAUUCUAGGCUUUUUGGUUUGCAGCUGGGCAUUGCCAGCGUUUUGUUAAGAGAUACAAUCUUUUGUA
Populus euphratica (Euphrates poplar) is the source of this 4839-nucleotide messenger RNA. RefSeq names its product SIN3-like 2 (gene SNL2). Gene Ontology annotation, cellular component: chromatin; histone deacetylase complex. The record is from RefSeq and is a predicted model, not a curated record. The transcript is spliced from 23 exons. The coding region runs from base 206 to 4366 and encodes 1386 amino acids. NCBI's taxonomy places the organism in Eukaryota, Viridiplantae, Streptophyta, Magnoliopsida, Malpighiales, Salicaceae. Gene Ontology annotation, molecular function: transcription corepressor activity. Gene Ontology annotation, biological process: negative regulation of transcription by RNA polymerase II.